UCACACUCAUCCAUGACUGCGGAAUCUCUCCCUGUCUCCUGAAGUGCUGGGGGGAGGAAGACACUACGGACAAUCUACAAACCUGCAAAAGAUGCAAAAGUAAAGUUAUUUUGCGAAGAAAGCCAAACUGUUCAAAGAACGCGAUUUGAGUGAAUUCGCAGUUACAAGCGUUUUGGCUUUAGUUUUUGACUUUUUGUAGAUUUUCGACAGAAGUAGCGAUAGAGGUAAAAGUUUUUUUCUUCUACCUUCUUUUCGCAUGUGCACAAACAAAAACCACACGGGUGGGAUUUUCAGAAGAAAACCAGAAAACUCGGUGGAAAAUUCGUUUGUUGAUAUAGCAGGUCUGUAACGUUAUGUUACUUGGACAAAAUCUUAACGCGAUCUACAGGACGAGCACGCGCCUCCGUUGAGUAUUUUCACUGGAUUCAAACGAAUUUUCGGCAAGUCGGAAAAACCCAUUAAAUUCUGUGGGGUUUAUUUAAAACUAAAGAGACACACACACACACACAAAAAGACGACAGAGGGACAAAUGUGGAGUUUCGUCUUGUGACUAACCAUUGGGAACGAGUUUUAUGAGAACUUCUGCUAAAUCUAAUCUGGGAUUGACUCUUUUCAGAAAAUAAAAGUGCUGAUGUCGUAGCUGUGUUUAUGGAGAACUGGGCUGGGUGCAGAGGUCAGAUGUAGAGGACCCUUUAUGAUAAUGAUGAUGAUGAUGAUGAUGAAGACUAUGCUGCUGCUGAUAUCAGUACUCCUAACUCAGGCUCUUCAGUCCCAGGGAAGACCUGCCACCCAAGAUGAGGUAUCCCAGGUUGAGCCCACACAGUUCACUUUGUAUCCAGGGGAAAAACUGGAGCUGAUCUGUAAAGGAAAAGAGGAGACACAGGAAGUGACCUGGACUAAAGACUAUGUUCCAUUGGUUGAUGGAGAACAUACACAACUACGGAAUGAUCAUCUAGAGAUCGAGACUGUGGAACCGGCCGACUCUGGCGUGUAUGCUUGCUUUGCUCAGGGACCCAACAGCAACCACACAAAUUACUUCAAUGUCAACGUUACAGAUGGAUUGGCUUCCUCAGAAGAUGAUGAUGAUGAAGAAUCUUCCUCAGAGGAGGCCAAGCUAUCAAGUAGCCAGAAACUGCAUCCGAUGCCUCCAGUCUGGGCUCAACCUGAUAAGAUGGAGAAGAAGCUCCAUGCGGUUCCAGCUAGCAAAACUGUCAAGUUCCGUUGCCAAGCCAAUGGUAACCCUACACCAACCCUCAAGUGGCUCAAGAACGGCAAAGAGUUCAAGAGGGACCAGCGAAUAGGAGGAUUCAAGGUUCGAGAGCACAUGUGGACCAUCAUAAUGGAGUCAGUAGUGCCGUCAGACAAAGGCAACUACACCUGUCUGGUGGAGAACAAAUACGGGAGCAUCAACCACACCUACCAACUGGACGUAGUCGAGCGUUCACCACACAGGCCAAUCCUUCAGGCUGGGUUGCCUGCUAACCGUACAGCAGUGGUGGGAAGUGACGUGGAGUUUGAGUGUAAAGUCUUCAGUGAUCCUCAGCCUCAUAUCCAGUGGCUGAAACACAUUGAGGUGAACAGCAGUAGAGUGGGCCCUGAUGGACUGCCUUACGUUCGGAUCUUGAAGCAUUCUGGGGUCAACAGCUCGGACUCACAGGUCUUGACGCUGUACAACGUGACCGAAGAAGAAAGUGGGGAAUAUAUAUGUAAAGUGUCCAAUUAUAUAGGCCAAGCCAACCAAUCAGCAUGGCUCACCGUCAUUAAACACCCCUACCAAGCAGUUCCCCCGACUCAGCUGCCCAACCAGACAUACUUGGAGGUGCUGAUCUACUGCGUGGGCUUCUUCCUCAUCUGUGUGAUGGUGGUGACCGCCGUACUGGCCAAAAUGCACAGCUCGGCCAAAAAGAGUGACUUCAACAGCCAGCUGGCCGUCCACAAGCUGGCCAAGAGCAUCCCACUGCGCAGACAGGUGUCAUUGGACUCCAGCUCUUCAAUGCACUCAGGGGGAAAGCUGGUCCGCACCUCCCGUCUCUCCUCCAGUGGCUCACCUAUGCUCUCAGGGGUCUCUGAAUAUGAACUGCCCCAGGACCCUCGCUGGGAGGUACUCCGAGACAGGCUUGUUCUUGGUAAGCCACUUGGAGAAGGUUGCUUUGGGCAGGUGGUGAUGGCAGAGGCUGUGGGCAUGGACAAAGACAAACCCAAUCGUGUCACCAAGGUUGCUGUCAAGAUGCUCAAAUCCGACGCCACAGAGAAGGACCUGUCAGACCUCAUCUCAGAGAUGGAAAUGAUGAAGAUUAUUGGCAAACAUAAGAACAUCAUCAACUUGCUGGGAGCCUGCACACAAGACGGUCCACUCUACGUCAUUGUGGAGUUUGCAGCAAAGGGUAAUCUACGAGAAUACCUGCGUGUACGUCGUCCUCCCGGAAUGGAGUACUGCUACAACCCAGACCAGGUGCCCGUGGAGAACAUGUCAUUCAAAGAUCUUGUCUCCUGCGCCUACCAGGUGGCACGUGGCAUGGAAUACCUGGCAUCCAAGAAGUGUAUUCAUAGAGACUUGGCUGCCCGUAAUGUUCUAGUAACUGAAGAAAACGUUAUGAAGAUAGCAGACUUUGGCCUGGCCAGAGACAUCCAUCAUAUUGAUUACUACAAGAAGACCACCAAUGGUCGGUUACCGGUGAAAUGGAUGGCACCUGAAGCUCUGUUUGACCGCAUUUACACCCACCAGAGUGACGUGUGGUCUUUUGGAGUGUUACUGUGGGAGAUCUUUACUCUUGGUGGCUCACCAUAUCCAGGUGUUCCUGUAGAGGAACUCUUUAAACUGCUUAAGGAAGGCCACCGCAUGGACCGCCCCUCCACAUGUACCCACGAACUGUAUAUGAUGAUGAGAGAUUGUUGGCAUGCUGUUCCAUCUCAAAGACCCACUUUCAAACAGCUGGUAGAAGAUCUAGACCGCACCCUCUCUAUGACGUCCAAUCAGGAGUAUCUGGACCUGUCGGUGUCUCUGGACCAAUUUUCUCCAAAUUUCCCAGACACACGCAGCUCUACCUGCUCCUCUGGUGAAGACUCUGUGUUCUCCCACGACGCUGGUGCUGAUGAACCCUGCCUGCCCAAGUUCCCCCCGCACCCUAACCGCGGAGUGCCGUUUAAAAAGCGCUGAGCUUCCUGAAUCCGUUACUCUUCAGUGUGCUACCUGGCUGGACUCAACCCACGAACUCUAGGAGAGAUAACGCUUUGCCACAUAGCACACUACUACAGAACUGCCAAGAGACGAACUGCUUGGGAUGGACAUCGCCGCGUUACGGCUAUUUUUAUACAGCUGUAGGAGAGCAAACUGGUCAUUUACUGAGGGCACUUGAGCAAAGAGUAGUAGCAAAGAGCAUUUCUGAAGACUUUUCAAUACGAAAUAUCUGAAACAUCCUCCUUUGUCAUGUACAGUAGAUAAAACCUUAAAGAAGUGAUAUCAUUAAGUGUGAUGGACAGAUGGUUGGAUUUGUUUGUUUUUUCUGGUGAUGUUUAACAAGGACCUUUCUAUUGUUUCUGAGACCAAAUACUUAAGAAAAUGUAUUCCACUAAGGUCUACCCUGUUGCAUUUUAACAUCAGGCAAACAGUUUAUCCGACUGACAACUUUUCUUGUAAAUAUAGCUAGAAAUGUAUAAAUAUGAAUAUAUUUACACUCUACCCUUAUUUUUAUUACACUAUUUGAAUUGUGUUGCUUUUUUGUACCAGGGUGCCUAUGUAGAACUUUUUGAAGUGUAGCUUUUUUGAAAGAGACUGUAAAACAUCCAUGAGAAUUGUAGAUGAAAUUAUAUUAUUAAGAGCUGAUAGAUGGCCAGUUUUGUUACUCUGUGUGCGUGUGUGUCAGUGCUGCAGCCUGGCAGAAGUGGCUCAUAACUGCUGCUAUCUCCCAGAUGGUACUCGGUACAAUGUCAGAUUUAAGCUAUAUGUAUAUCUGCUACUAUAGUUGAAAAACAGCUAGCCUACUGUUUUAUGGUUCUCAUCUUCUGUCUUACAUUGGGAAAGUUCACCUAAAAAUGAAAGUUCUGUCAUGAUUUACAAUGAAAUUGAAUGAAAGUGACUGUUAUUCUGGCUAAUGUCUCCUUUUGUGUUCCACUGAUGAAACAAAGUUUGGAACAACAAAAGGGUGAGUGAUAGAAUUUUGGGUGAACUAUUCCUUUUAAUGAGUCAGUACCACUUAAUGAUACAUUCUUUAAUGGUCAUAGGAGAAAAAAAAAAAGAAA
Molecule: messenger RNA, 4239 nt
Organism: Xyrauchen texanus (razorback sucker)
Lineage: Eukaryota; Metazoa; Chordata; Actinopteri; Cypriniformes; Catostomidae
Gene: fgfr1a
Product: fibroblast growth factor receptor 1a
Exons: 18
Coding region: 695-3157 (820 amino acids)
Biological process (GO): positive regulation of cell differentiation; multicellular organism development; protein phosphorylation
Cellular component (GO): membrane; signaling receptor complex
Molecular function (GO): fibroblast growth factor receptor activity; ATP binding; fibroblast growth factor binding
Source: RefSeq, a predicted model, not a curated record